Anarrhichthys ocellatus (wolf-eel) is the source of this 1677-nucleotide messenger RNA. RefSeq names its product spindlin-Z-like. Gene Ontology annotation, biological process: gamete generation. The transcript is spliced from 6 exons. NCBI's taxonomy places the organism in Eukaryota, Metazoa, Chordata, Actinopteri, Perciformes, Anarhichadidae. The record is from RefSeq and is a predicted model, not a curated record. The coding region runs from base 69 to 857 and encodes 262 amino acids.
CUACCAACCCCCCCAGCGUUUAGUCUGGACCGGCAGCCUGGCUGGCUGCCCCCCUUACAGGUGGAUGAAUGAAGACCCCAUUCAAGAGCCCAGGGGCCCCGCGGCCCCCCCGAGCAGACGGGGGACAUUCUGGCGUUUCUGCAAACAUGAUGAAGAAGAAGAACUCUCACAAGAAACAGAGGACCAGUGUUGGUCCCAGUAAGACUCUGGCUCAGCCCAGAAGGAACAUAGUGGGCUGCAGGAUCCAGCACAUCUGGAAGGAGGGCAGUAAAUCGUCCCAGUGGAAGGGGACGGUCCUGGACCAGGUCCCCGUCAACCCGUCGCUCUACCUGAUCAAAUACGACGGCUUCGACUGCAUCUACGGCCUGGAGCUGUACAGCGAUGAGAGGGUGGUGGGGCUGGAGGUCCUGCCCGACAGAGUGGCUCCGGCCCGCGUGAGCGACUCGAUGCUGGCGGAGACGAUGAUCGGCAAAGCGGUGGAGCACAUGUUUGAGACGGAGGACGGGCCGAAGGAGGAGUGGAGGGGGAUGGUGCUGGCCCGAGCCCCCAUCAUGACCGCCUGGUUCUACAUCACCUACGAGAAGGACCCGGUCCUCUACAUGUACCAGCUGCUGGACGACUACAAGGAGGGAGACCUGCGCAUCAUGCCCGACUCCAACGACAGCGUGGCGGCGGAGCGGGAACCCGGCGAGGUGGUCGACAGUCUGGUGGGCAAACAGGUGGAGUACGCCAAAGAGGACGGCGGGAAGCGGUCGGGUAUGGUGAUCCACCAGGUGGAGGCCAAGCCCUCUGUCUACUUCAUCAAGUUCGACGACGACUUUCACAUCUACGUCUACGACCUGGUCAAGACCUCCUAAGACCAGAACGCCCGGUCCAGGACCCCCCCCCCCUUUCCCCAAAAAAAGACUUACUGAGACCUGCUUAGACCCACCAAACCCCCCCCAGUGAAGAAAAACUACAACUCCACGAACUCUAGUGACACCUGAGACAGAUGAUAUCAUUCUUUACUCUUUCUUUUAUGAAACGCCUUAAAACAAGAGAAACAUACAUGGUUAUGUAAGCCCCGCCUCCUUACCAAGACAGGAAGACUGCGACCGAGACGGGACGACUGCGACCGAGAUGGGACGAGUACGACCGAGACGAGUCAUCUGUUAUUCAUCAUAAGUGUCCAGACUUCUUUAGACCCUGUUAGGAAGUUUCCUGGUUCGAGCUCCCGAAAGAAGACCAGCGACCCCGUCUUAUUUGGAAUAACCUGGAACAUUUGUGGCAAUAAUAAACAGAAAUGUGGCUAAAAAUUGAAAACAACAAAUUAAAUCUGGUUCAGUUUUAAAACCUCUUUGAGGAUCCGAUCCUGAGGUCCUCAAAUAUCAUUCGCUCCAGAGUCAAAGCAGGUCUGGAACUGUUUCAAGUGAACAGGAAGACCUCCUCCCUCCCCUUUUUCCUGAAACCAUUUCAGACCGCUUGAGACCGCCGUGGGGGGGCGGCGGGGGAGGAUUGGGAGUUGGUCCGGUCUGAGUCUGUGGGGGUUCAUGAAGGACCGGGUCUUCGGGAAGACGGAAAGCUGAACCAUCGUCUGUCUCCAUCUGCAUUUAUACAGAAGGUCUACGUGGUCACAUGGAAGGAACUCGUCCAAUCACAGAGCAGUUUGCUGACCCCGCCUCCCUGCAGGUCACCUGU